Messenger RNA from Piliocolobus tephrosceles (Ugandan red Colobus), 2353 nucleotides. It is a transcript of the gene CCN1, whose product is annotated as cellular communication network factor 1. The transcript is spliced from 4 exons. Gene Ontology annotation, biological process: positive regulation of cell migration; cell adhesion; signal transduction. Gene Ontology annotation, cellular component: extracellular region. Bases 219 to 1688 code for a protein of 489 amino acids. Gene Ontology annotation, molecular function: heparin binding; integrin binding. The record is from RefSeq and is a predicted model, not a curated record. NCBI's taxonomy places the organism in Eukaryota, Metazoa, Chordata, Mammalia, Primates, Cercopithecidae.
CGAGAGAGCGCGCCCCUGAGCAGCGUCCGCGCCCUCCGCGUCUUCUCCGCCGGGACCUCGAGCGAAAGACGCCCGCCCGCCGCCCAGCCCUCGCCUCCCUGCCCACCGGGUCCACCGCGCCGCCACCCCGACCCCGCUGCGCACGGCCUGGCCGCUGCGCACCAGCUUGUUGGCGUCUUCGUUGCCGCGCUCGCCGCGGGCUACUCCUGCGCGCCACAAUGAGCUCCCGCAUCGCCAGGGCGCUCGCCUUAGCCGUCACCCUUCUCCACCUGAUCAGAAUGGUGAGUUGGACUCUCCUUUUGCCACCGAUUCCCCGUCCGCUCUCAGUCCCUUUCCCUGGACCCAGAUUGCCCACAGCAAUUUAUGGAAAACAUAAAAUAAAAAGUUCGCGGCCGUUUGCGGGUAGCCGUUCCUUUAAGCACUUUCCUCCCUCCGAAGACGUGUCGGGACCUCUUGGUGGGAGCAGCCUCCGGGGGUGGCCCGGCUGGACGAAGUCAGAGGCUCCCCGUCGACAGGGUCGGAGACCCCCGUCCUUUCCUGCAGCAGCCGCGGCUCCCCUCCUGCGCACCGCGCCGCGUUUCACGCGUUUCUUCUCCCCCUUCCAGGCGCUCUCCACCUGCCCCGCCGCCUGCCACUGCCCCCUGGAGGCGCCCAAGUGCGCGCCGGGAGUUGGGCUGGUCCGGGACGGCUGCGGCUGCUGUAAGGUCUGCGCCAAGCAGCUCAACGAGGACUGCAGCAAAACGCAGCCCUGCGACCACACCAAGGGGCUGGAAUGCAACUUCGGCGCCAGCUCCACCGCUCUGAAGGGGAUCUGCAGAGCUCAGUCAGAGGGCAGACCCUGUGAAUAUAACUCCAGAAUCUACCAAAACGGGGAAAGUUUCCAGCCCAACUGUAAACAUCAGUGCACAUGUAUUGAUGGCGCCGUGGGCUGCAUUCCUCUGUGUCCCCAAGAACUGUCUCUCCCCAACUUGGGCUGUCCCAACCCCCGGCUGGUCAAAGUUACCGGGCAGUGCUGCGAGGAGUGGGUCUGUGACGAGGAUAGUGUCAAGGACCCCAUGGACGACCAGGAGGGCCUCCUUGGCAAGGAGCUGGGAUUCGAUGCCUCGGAGGUGGAGUUGACGAGAAACAAUGAAUUGAUUGCAGUUGGAAAAGGCAGCUCACUGAAGCGGCUCCCUGUUUUUGGAAUGGAGCCUCGCAUCCUAUACAACCCUUUACAUGGCCAGAAAUGUAUUGUUCAAACAACUUCAUGGUCCCAGUGCUCAAAGACCUGUGGAACUGGUAUCUCCACACGAGUUACCAAUGACAACCCCGAGUGCCGCCUUGUGAAAGAAACUCGGAUUUGUGAGGUGCGGCCUUGUGGACAGCCAGUGUACAGCAGCCUGAAAAAGGGCAAGAAAUGCAGCAAGACCAAGAAAUCCCCCGAACCAGUUAGGUUUACUUACGCUGGAUGUUCGAGUGUGAAGAAAUACCGGCCGAAGUACUGCGGUUCCUGCGUGGACGGCCGAUGCUGCACGCCCCAGCUGACCAGGACUGUGAAGAUGCGGUUCCGCUGCGAAGAUGGGGAGACAUUUUCCAAGAACGUCAUGAUGAUCCAGUCCUGCAAAUGCAACUACAACUGCCCGCAUGCCAGUGAAGCAGCAUUUCCCUUCUACAGGCUCUUCAAUGACAUUCACAAAUUUAGGGACUAAAUGCUACCUGGGUUUCCAGGGCACACCUAGACAAACAAGGGAGAAGAGUGUCAGAAUCAGAAUCAUGGAGAAAAGGGGUGGGGGCGGUGUGGGUGAUGGGACUCAUUGUAGAAGGGAUUCCUUGCUCAUUCUUGAGGAGCAUUAAGGUAUUUCAAAACUGCCAAGGGUGCUGGUGCAGAUGGACACUAAUGCAGCCACGAUUGGAGAAUACUUUGCUUCAUAGUAUUGGAGCACAUGUUACUGCUUCAUUUUGGAGCUUGUGGUGUUGAUGACUUUCUGUUUUCUGUUUGUAAAUUAUUUGCUAAGCAUAUUUUCUCUAGGCUUUUUUCCUUUUGGGGUUCUACAGUCGUAAAAGGGAUAAUAAGAUUAGUUGGACAGUAUAAAGCUUUUAUUCGUCCUUUGACAAAAGUAAAUGGGAGGGCAUUCCAUCCCUUCCUGAAGGGGGACACUCCAUGAGUGUCUGUGAGAGGCAGCUAUCUGCACUCUAAACUGCAAACAGAAAUCAGGUGUUUUAAGACUGAAUGUUUUUAUUUAUCAAAAUGUAGCUUUUGGGAGGGAGGGGAAAUGUAAUACUGGAAUAAUUUGUAAAUGAUUUUAAUUUUAUAUUCAGUGAAAAGAUUUUAUUUAUGAAAUUAACCAUUUAAUAAAGAAAUAUUUACCUAAUA